AUGAGCGUGGUCUCGAAGAAGACCCAGUUCCUUGACUCGAUAAGCUUCGUUGGAGGUUUUUAUACCGAUUCCGCAUAUCUGCAAAUGGCACCCAACUCGAAUCAUGGUAGAAUCUUAUUCAUCGACGCAUACGAUUCUUUUUCAGAAAAUAUCGCUGCUUUGUUCUGCCAAAUCCUUCCUGUGGAAGUCACAAUGAUCCAUAUCGACACACAGAUAGAAGAACUUCUGGACAAGCCGGCUGAUUGUACUCAAAACGCGCUCGCCCUCUAUCUACAAAACUUCGAUGCUGUUGUUCUGGGCCCUGGACCUGGAAACCCAGAGGCUACUUCUGAUGUUGGUUUAUUCUCCGAGAUCUGGAGGCUUCCAAGUCUUGAUGUCGUGCCAGUACUGGGCAUCUGCUUGGGAUUUCAAAGCUUGUGCCUUGCUUAUGGAGCAUCUAUCAGACGUAUGCUGGAGCCAUGUCAUGGUCAUGCUAAAGGAAUCAAGCAUUGCGAUGAGGAUAUCUUCACCAAUGUUGGAGAAGUCAUUGCAACGAAUUACAACAGCUUAGAAGUAGAGCUCGGAGAUAAGCACUCGUUGGCUGAGGACAGUGGUCCGACCUCUUCUUCGCCUUCUGUCGAGUCUGGGAGUUCGUCUCCAAGCACCCUGUGUACAGAAUUUUACCCAAGUCAACCAGAAUUCGAACCUUCUCUCACCUGUCCCAAAUUAAGGCCUCUGGCUUGGGAUGGCUUCGGAACUUCGAUGAGCGUGAAACAUGUCGAGUUGCCUUUUUGGGGCCUGCAGUUCCAUCCAGAAUCUUGCAAGUCCAAUGCUGCAUGUCAGAGCAUAAUCAAGAAUUGGUGGAAUACAAGUAUGCAUUGGUCCACCCGUACUAGACGAGCUACAAACCUCUCCAGGUCUAAACUCUUGUCCGGGCAUGUAUGGUCUAGGCCUCUUACGCCGAUUCAUAUCAUUGCCGAGCCUUGUGAUAUUGCUGAGAAUCAUAGACUUACAUCAACACUUCAGGAAGAAUUGCAGGCCCUUACUGCUUCGUCCGCAGCAACCGUGGAAUUCCAUACAAUGAUGCUGCCUAAAAGUGCAGGCCAAGUUCUGGAACUAUGCAGGAGUUUGUCACAGAACGACCAAGCCAUUUUGGAAUCGACCAGAAAAGGACGAUUUAGUAUUUAUGCUGUGCCAGGUCCGUCGGAAUUUCGGAUGGAAUACAAUCUGGAAACGUCCACAUGCACCCUAAACCUCACAGAUCAGGACAAAAUGCAAUGGAAAAUGAAGCUUCUUCAUGUCUUGGACGAAAUUCAGGGGUUGGUGGUGAGGAGAAGAGUGAAGGCAGGCCAUGACUCGGUGCCAUUCUUUGGAGGGUUCAUCGGCUACUUUUCAUACGAAGUCGGUCUAGAAAGACUAGGAGUUAAGCAAGAACUUCGGUCGGCUUCUGAAGUGCUUCCUGACAUAAACUUGCUAUGGGUUGAGCGAAGUAUAGUGAUCGACCAUGUGUCAAAUGAAGCUCAUAUACAGUCUAUCCGUAAAGACGACUCAACUUGGAUCGCAGAAAUGGUGGACAAGCUCAACCGGCUGGGCUGCCCUGAAUCUCCCAUCGCACUACGCUCGGCAAGAUUGCAAGCGCUGCUCACCGCGGCAAAGAUCAGGCUGCCUGAUGAGGAAAUCUACAAACGGGAGAUCCAAGCCUGCCAGGAUUACCUGCAUUCUGGGGACUCCUACGAGCUCUGCCUCACAACUGGAGCACAGAUCAGCCUGCCCACCCACCCUGAGAACUCCUGGCUUCUAUAUCAUAACCUCCGCCACCACAAUCCUGUUCCGUUCUCCGCCUUUCUUCGCCUUGGCAGAACUACUAUCCUCAGCUCCUCUCCCGAACAAUUCCUCUCCUGGGACCGCUCCAGCGGCUCCAUUAACAUGAUCCCUAUGAAAGGCACCGUCGCGAAAUCGCCAUCCAUGAAUCUCGCACUUGCCAAAGAAAUCCUCGCAUCCCCCAAAGAAAGUGCCGAAAAUCUCAUGAUCGCCGACCUGAUCCGUCACGAUCUCUACUCCACCGUCGGCUGGAAUGCGUCCGUCGAAGUCAUCAAACUCUGCGAAGUGGUCGAGCACGAAACCGUCUACCAGCUCGUCUCACACAUCAGAGCCAUGCCCUCCAUUCCACCAACCCUCUCCGCCGAUGAGCGCCAACAGGAAAUCAUGCGCUACGGCCACAAAGCGCUACGCCAGACCCUGCCGCCAGGUAGCAUGACCGGCGCGCCCAAGAAACGGUCCUGCGAGAUCCUGCGUCGUCUCGAGCAGAGACGGCGCGGCGUGUACUCCGGCGUGCUCGGCUAUCUGGACGUGGGCGGUGGUGGCGCGUUUUCGGUCUGCAUCAGGACGGCGGUGUCGAAUGCGGAUGAGGACCGGGAUGGGAGGCAGACUUGGCGCGUCGGUGCGGGCGGAGCGAUUACGGUGCUGAGCGAUGUGGAUGCGGAGUGGGAGGAGAUGAAGACGAAAUUGGAGAGCGUGUUGAGGGCUUUUAGGCCGGAUGGGUAG
Molecule: messenger RNA, 2523 nt
Organism: Endocarpon pusillum Z07020
Lineage: Eukaryota; Fungi; Ascomycota; Eurotiomycetes; Verrucariales; Verrucariaceae
Exons: 1
Coding region: 1-2523 (840 amino acids)
Biological process (GO): L-tryptophan biosynthetic process
Source: RefSeq, a predicted model, not a curated record